Messenger RNA from Linum trigynum, 396 nucleotides. NCBI's taxonomy places the organism in Eukaryota, Viridiplantae, Streptophyta, Magnoliopsida, Malpighiales, Linaceae. The record is from the annotation of a GenBank genome assembly.
AUGGCAGAGUCGAAACAAGAAUUGAAGAAACCCGAGUUUAUCAAGGUGGAGCAACUUCGUCCAGGGACUAGCGGGCAUAAUCUGAGGGUUAAGGUUGUCAAUACAAAGCAGAUAGUACGACAGAGGGGUCGCGCUGAAUCUUUGGUGGGAGAUGAGACUGGAAUGAUUGUAUUCACUGCGCGGAACGAGCAAGUGAAUGUGAUGAAAGAAGGUUCUAUCGUGGACAUUGCCAAUGCAAAUAUUGAAUUGCAGAAAGGAUCAAUGAGGCUUAUUUUGCCUUUCGAUAGGACGGGAUCUGUUAAAGCAGCAGCAGCUGAAGCUGCAGAUAUCACUGUGAAUGAAGACUGCAACUUUUCACUGAUUGAAUUUGAUUCGGUCUCUAUUGUAGAAUCUUGA